CCUGCUGCACAAGCCGGUGGUGCCGGGCCUGACGCCGGCCUCCAAGCCGAGCAGGCCGCUCAGGUCGGCGCGCUGGGACGAGAAGACGUUCCUGCAGCGGCUGCGACAGUUCAUGAGCCAGCGCGGCACGCCGCUCAGUCUGCCCACGGUGCUCGACUGCAAGCAAGAGCGGCUGUACCGGCUGUACCGGCGGGUGCAGGAGCUGGGCGGGUACCACGCGGUAUGCGCACGCCGGCUCUGGCGCCAGCUGUUUGACGAGUUGAGCGGCGACCAGAGCAAGCCGACCGCCGGCGCGUCCACGCGCAGGUGUUACGAGAGGCUGUGCCUGCCGUUCGAACGGCACGAGCGGGGUUUCUCGGAGCCGGCGGCGCCCGCGCGGCCGGCUAUCACCAUCACGCCGGUGCCGCGCGCCGCCGCCACCUCCCCGCUCGCCCAGUACACGGCUCUGCAGAGGCUGAGCAGCAUGGCGCGCCAGACGGAGAGCAAGCGCCAGCGACUGGAGCCGCCGCCGCAGCUGUUGGCGCUGCACAUGGCGUCGGCCGCCAUGCCGCCGCACGUGCUGCAAUACAUGGGUCUGCUGCCUGGCGGCAAGGAGCAGCUGCAGCGGCUGCAGCAGCAGGUGGCGCUGCAGAGCCUGCUGGCGCAGCGGAUGGUGAUGCUGCCGGGUGGGCCGCCGGGUCUGUCGCCGGAACAGGCGCAGGCCAGUCUCGAGGCUUACCAGCGGCUGAUGCAGGGCGGCGUGGAUAUUGAUGUCACCGGAUAUGAUGACGGGUCCACUGUGACGGGCGAGGAUGUUCUGGAGUUGCUGCUCCAGCUCACCGAGGUCCGCAGUGACUCGGACCUGCGUCUGUGUCGGGAGCCGAUACAAGGCCGGCCGCUGCUGUGGCCGCCGCUGCCCACCGCCUGGGUGCCCUGGGCCGCCGUCGUGGAGGAGGGCCGCCGUCACACCGAGGUUCGCCGCAAGCGCGACCGGAAGUUCGCCUGCCCCAAGUGCCCGAUGGCGUUCUCGAACCGCGGCCAGCUGGUCGGCCACUUCCGCAAGCACACAGGGGAGCGGCCAUUCGAGUGUGAGACGUGCCACAAGCGCUUCACCCGCAACGAGGAGCUGACCCGCCACACACGUAUCCACACCGGCGACCGGCCGUUCGGCUGCGAGAUCUGCGGCAAACGGUUCGGCCGCAAGGACCACCUCAACAAACACCAGCGCACCCACACCACGCCCUUGUACGCCACCGUGGCGCCGGGGCUAGCCGGGCUGACUCCGCUGGAGCUGACUGCCUAUUUGAGGGGUGGCAUGUUUGCCGCACCGUUCUUCUAGCUGGUGGUGGCGCCCGUGCCUCGAGAGCUGUGAUAAAUGCUCGCCCGUUGGAGGGGCUCGUGCUGUGCGGUACCGUGUGAUGGUGUCUUGCUUUUGAGGGGUGGUCGCGUGCGACGCUGGGCUCGGUUCGUCUUGUGAAGUGGGUAUUGGUGACGCACUGAUAUGAACAUUACUGUUGAUAUUGCUCAGAUACUGAUAUGGCUCAGGCUGUAUUGCCGAAACUGUUUUUUACAUUGUGUUGCAUG
Pollicipes pollicipes is the source of this 1563-nucleotide messenger RNA. RefSeq names its product zinc finger protein 853. Bases 113 to 1318 code for a protein of 401 amino acids. The transcript has 8 exons. Gene Ontology annotation, biological process: regulation of transcription by RNA polymerase II. Gene Ontology annotation, molecular function: DNA-binding transcription factor activity, RNA polymerase II-specific; RNA polymerase II cis-regulatory region sequence-specific DNA binding. NCBI's taxonomy places the organism in Eukaryota, Metazoa, Arthropoda, Thecostraca, Pollicipedomorpha, Pollicipedidae. The record is from RefSeq and is a predicted model, not a curated record.